Molecule: messenger RNA, 1026 nt
Organism: Striga hermonthica
Lineage: Eukaryota; Viridiplantae; Streptophyta; Magnoliopsida; Lamiales; Orobanchaceae
Source: the annotation of a GenBank genome assembly
AUGGCAACAGCUUCGAUCGAAUCCCGAUCCGCUGCUCCCCUCGAAAAGAGAUCUCCGAGCUUGAGGAGCUCUACAUCUCCUCCGUUGUUCAGUCCGUCCUCAGAUAAGCGCUUUUGGAGCGAGCUCAGAAACCGCGUGGACGCGCUUGUUGAGAGCCGGAAGCCGAUCGACCAAGCGUCGGCCUGGCAGAAGAAUCGCGAAGCGAUUGAUGGGGCGAAGAGAUUGGAGGAGGACUCGAUGCUUUUGCUGAGAGGGUUCGAUUCAGUGGCUCAGUCUCUUUCCCAGCUUUCUAACAAUCUGGAAAAUGCUCUUCAGGGAGCUCGAGAUCUAGCUAAACCUCCGACAUUGACCGAAAUUCUUCACGCCACCCUCGAGAAUGCGAGAACCGAAGAAGGCAUUUCAAAGGAAGAGAUUAAUAAAGAUGAAACAGAAGAGGAAGAUGAUAAUGAGGCAGAUAAGAGAGGACUGAAGAGAAAGCUAGAUACCAACCAGUGCACUGAAAAUCAAGAUGAAGUAGGUUUACUUGAAGCAGAGCAAAAGAUCCCGAAUGAGCUGGAGAAAAUCAAAAGAGCUAAAAGUAUUGCAAUUUCUAUGGCCACAAAAGCUGCCAGCAUGGCUAGGGAAUUGAAGUCGAUGAGAUCCGAUUUGGGGUUUAUGCAAGAAAGGUGUGGUCUAUUAGAGGAAGAAAAUCGAAAACUUCGUGACGGGUUAGAUAAGGGGAUCCAACCAGAUGAAGAUGAUUUGGUAAGGCUUCAAUUAGAAGCACUUCUGGCAGAAAAAUCGAGGCUGGCGAACGAGAAUGCAAACUUGAAGAGGGAGAACCAGUGCUUGAGCCAGCUCGUGGAGUACCACCAGCUGACAUCACAUGAUCUCUCGGCAUCUUAUGAGAAUCUAAUUAAGGAAAUAGGACUCGAUUUUUCGUCUCCCACAGAAAAUGAUGACAUGAUGCCCUUUAGAACACCGAUCGGAGCAGAUAUGUCCGGGUUCCCUAAAUCGUUGGAUAAGUGCUUUGAUGAAGAACUAUGA